Messenger RNA from Solea solea (common sole), 2462 nucleotides. It is a transcript of the gene cln6a, whose product is annotated as CLN6 transmembrane ER protein a. NCBI's taxonomy places the organism in Eukaryota, Metazoa, Chordata, Actinopteri, Pleuronectiformes, Soleidae. Bases 179 to 1093 code for a protein of 304 amino acids. The transcript is spliced from 8 exons. The record is from RefSeq and is a predicted model, not a curated record.
GGACUAGCCAUGAUACAGGAAGUGAAGAGGAACGACUGUAGCAGCAAGAGGAAGUUAGUUAUCUGUCAGUUAAAUACAGUAAUAAAUAAUCGAUCGGGAUUCCGAUCACCGUCCCUGGUUUGAUUGCAGGCUCGAUCAGGAGACACAACACUUGCUGACACCAAGCACUGAGCCGGAAAUGAGCUCCGUGCGGAAACGUCGAGGUUCCGAUUUACGCGGGACAAAACAAACCAGCACCUCAAGUGGUUUGAAGGAGAAUGUGCCACAGAAGAAAAGACAGUGCUUCCACUUUGACCUGUGGUUCUGUCUAACUCUGCAGAACUGGAUACUGGACUUUGGAAGGCCUAUUGUCAUGAUCAUACUUCCUCUGGAAUGGUUUCCGCUGAACAAGCCCAGUGCUGGAGACUAUUUCCACAUGGCCUACAAUGUUAUAACGCCAUUCCUCAUGCUCAAGCUGAUUGAGCGCAGUCCCCGUGCACUCCCUCGCUCGACUGUCUACCUCUGCAUCAUCACGUUUGUCAUGGGAGCCAGCAUCCACCUGGUUGGAGACUCUAUUAAUCACCGGCUCAUCCUAAGUGGCUACCAGCUCCACCUGUCAGUCAGAGAAAACCCUAUCAUCAAAGACCUGAAACCGACUUCACUGAUCGACUCUUUUGAGCUGUUGUAUUAUUACGACGAACAGUUGGGACAUUUGAUGUGGUAUAUUCCUUUCUUCAUCAUACUGUUCAUCUACUUCAGCGGCUGCUUCACCGAGUCAGACCAACAAAAAAAGUUGCCCAUAUCUGGUUGGCUGUUGCUGGGACCUAGCGCUCUCUACUACUGGUACUUGGUUACUGAGGGACAAAUCACUGAACUUUUCCUCCUCACCUUCGUUGCCAUGGUUGCCAUGGUGAUUUAUCAACAGCAAAAAGGCCUCAGCCCUGACAGCAACGGCUUAUUCCUGCUCUGUAGCUUCAGUGUUACGGUGCUCCUAGUGGCACUGUGGGUGGUCUAUCUAUGGAAUGACCCAGUGCUACGGAACAAGUAUCCUGGACUCAUGUAUGUGCCAGAGCCCUGGUCCUAUUACACGUUACAUAUCAAGAACAACCACUGACCCGCACAUGCUCUAGAUCUGCAUUACUUUGAGUCUGAGAAAAAAACCCAAAAAAAAAGCAUUCCCCAUGCCUCCCUGUCAUGUUUUUAUGAACCAACGGAUGCAUCUCUUCGUUUUCCAGCCAGAUGUCCUGUGACUGAGGCGCUGUUUGAAAUUUGGUGAAAAUUAUUUCUGUGCAACAACAGCCUCACUGUCUGGCAUAUGGUGCUGCUGGCGUCAGACUGGAAUUUUUGUCCUUUUCUUCUAUUUCUGUGCUAAUACAAGUGGGAGUUGUGUUUGUCUCAUUUUGCAAAUGUGCAUCUAGAUUUGCAAAACUUGUCUGGAUAUGGUGAAUAAGAACCAAGAUUAUGAUGCUGUGGGCCUUCCCUCUGCUUUACCUCACACUUGUGCAUUACACUCACACACUCUAUCCAUGGCUUGGGUUUUUUUUGUAAAAAAAUCAUGCCCCUCUUCAUGCCCCUCACAGCUUUUGUGAAUCUUUGUGAAUUUGAGGCAUUUGCAAGGUCUAAAAUUCAAUAUUCUCACAUUAAGUGCAGUUGAGUGGUAUAAAACGCCUCAUCUACAGGUUUCUGCCUCAGGUGUAUAUUAAAUGAUCAAUCACAACACAAUAAAGUAUUGAAUAAAUAUAAAAUAUUAACUGAAUCUAAAAAUACACCUCAUUAACACACACACACACACUGUUUUACACUGUCUUGAUUAAAAUAAUCUACUUUGAAUGAAUCAGAAUGGUGUCCUAACUACCUACUCAUAGUUGUUGUGUAACCCUAACACAAACAUAACAGCAGUAGUUGCAAUUUGAUACAAUAUAUGGCAAUCUUGUACUGUGCCAUUUGAUACAACAUUGCCUAUAUUAUAUGGCAAUCUUGUAUCAAAUUGCAACUGAUUAAUAAUUGGUCUUAUUGUGGGCAAUGAAAGGGAAAGGACAAAGCAGCACUGAGGAUCUUGUAUCAGUGUUUCCACAGCAACACAUAUAAAAUUACUGCAUGGACUUUAAACCGAGGCGGGGGAGCGGGUGACGCAGGUUACAGACAAGGAACUGACAAGGAACUGCAUCGAUGGUGAGCACUGGAACCUUUUACUCAGAAAUGAACAUUUAAAAAAAGUUUUUGUCUUGCUUUUUAGAAAAUAAGACAAGGUGAUCCUUUAAUUACCCUUACCUGAGAAGUGUUGCCAUGUUUAUGUCACAUUGCAGGCUAAAUUCUUCACACCGGUUGAAAUCAAUGAGUACAAGGAGUGUUUCUCCUUGUAUGACAAGAAGCAAAAGGGCAAGAUUGACGCCAAAGAUCUGAUCACAGUCAUGCGCUGCCUUGGUACAAGUCCCACAUUCAGUGAAAUUGCAAGACACCUUCAAGUUCACAAGAUUGGUAAA